Molecule: messenger RNA, 1245 nt
Organism: Trichogramma pretiosum
Lineage: Eukaryota; Metazoa; Arthropoda; Insecta; Hymenoptera; Trichogrammatidae
Product: zinc finger BED domain-containing protein 4-like
Exons: 4
Coding region: 1-1245 (414 amino acids)
Source: RefSeq, a predicted model, not a curated record
AUGGAAAAUAUUGAUGCUGAUUACGUUUCUUACGACGAAGAAUUUUUGUCAGAGAACGAUGACGAGUAUGAUUACGAAGAUAACGAGAGCUUUUAUGAUAUUUUGGACGAAGACGACGAAAGCUCAUCGGGAGAUUCUGAAAUAUCAGACGCCGAAUUUACAAUAGACGUUGAGGAAAAUGAAGCUGUGACUGAACAUCUUCAACCAUAUUUUGUUGUGAAAGAAGAAGGAUUUCAAGAAAUGAUGAAAACAUUCAAUCCCAAUUACAAAAUACCUCAUCCGACAACAUUUUCACGCAGCAUAAUACCGAAAAUGUACAAUUCCAUCAAAGGAAAAUUGAUCGUUCAAAUGCAAAAUGAAGUUAAAAAAGAUUAUAGACGUAUGAUUUAUUUAAUGACCGACGGAUAUACAACUCGUUCAGUUAUUUCCUUCAUGUCAUUGACGUUGCACUAUGUUACGGAUGAUUUCGAGCAAAAAAGCUUCGUUCUCGCCGUUAGAAAUAUGUCUCAACGUCAUACGGGAAUGAAUAUCAACACAUUUUUAAAAGAUCAAUUAAAAGAAUAUGGUUUGAACGACGAAAGUUUUGUCUCGGUAUGGAUAACAGAUAAUGCGGCAAACAUGCGUAGUGCUAUUGAAUUAUCAGCCGAGUGGACAAGAAUUCCUUGCUUCGAUCAUACGAUUCAUUUGGCUGUAAAAGAUGCCGAAAAACCCUUUGAAAAUUUGACAACCAUAAAUCCCAAUUGCGAGCCUCUGACAUUAAUUCAGGAUGUACCUCAUCGAUGGUUUUUUUCGUUGCUGAUGCUUCAACGUUUAGUGAAAUUAAAAGUAUCUCUGAGUGCCGUAUCAGCUGGAUUAGGCAUCGAACAGAUAAGUGUAGAAGAGUGGACGACGAUCGAUAAAUAUAUAUCUGUUGUCUCACCUAUUGCUGCAGUCGCUACCUUGAUGGAAGGAGAGAAAUAUCCAACGAUUUCUUGUUAUAUACCGAUGAUUUUAGCUCUAUUGAACACGAUGCAGUCGGAAAACGAUCAGGACUCCGAGUGCAAUGAAUUAACCGCUUCAUUUAGAUUUGAAAUCAAAGAUAGAUUCGAUCAUUUAUUUAAUUUAAACGAAUUUUCCGAUAAUUCCUCGCGUAAAAUUCUUUUUGUGGCUAUGAUGGUUGAUCCUCGCUUCAAAGAUAGGUUUUUAGAGGAUGAAUUUGAGGAUCUAAAAAUAUUUGCCAAAAAAUGCACUUCUCCAAGCGAUUAA